Messenger RNA from Vanessa atalanta (red admiral), 2403 nucleotides. RefSeq lists its product as uncharacterized. The transcript has a single exon. Lineage: Eukaryota; Metazoa; Arthropoda; Insecta; Lepidoptera; Nymphalidae. Bases 1 to 2403 code for a protein of 800 amino acids. The record is from RefSeq and is a predicted model, not a curated record.
AUGGAGAAGUUAAUAAGAGGGCAACAAGAGUUGUUCGAUCAAUUGAUUAAAGCCGAACGCAAUUUUAAGAAAGCUAAUCAAGAGGCACGAGCAAAAUACAGUUAUCUUGUGGCAAGAAUGGAAGCUUUGGAGAAAUUGGAAGAAGUGUUUAGCCAAAAUCAUCUUGAAAUAAUUACUAAAGCUACGGAGGAACAUUUAAAAGAGUUAAAAUAUUUCAGAGAUGAUAUGCAGGAUCAAUUUCAAGAAUUAUUCAUACAAUACAAAUCUAUUUUAAAAGAAUACAUUGCUUUCGCAAAACCACUCCCUGGAACAUCUUCAAUGGACACGAGAGAAAGUUCUUUAGCUAAUUCUAAACUUAUUAAUUCCGAGGUGCAGUUACCAAGAAUACAGCUUCCACACUUUUCUGGGAAAUAUACCGAGUGGCAAUCUUUUUAUGAUAUGUUCUUAUCAUUAAUACAUGAGAAUAAUACACUUGCUCCGGUUCAGAAGCUGCAUUAUUUAAAAUCCAGUUUGUCAGGAGAACCUGAAAUGCUACUUAGAAAUCUUCCUACUACAUCAGCUAAUUAUAAAGAAGCAUGGGAACAAUUAUCUAAACGUUACAACAAUAAGAAAUAUAAUUGCAACGCGAUUAUGAAGACAUUAUUUGGACAAAAAUUAAUACUACAUGAAUCAACAAAUGCACUAAAACAUUUGUUAGAUACAACAACAUCUUGUCUGAAAGCUCUAAAUAAUCUGAACAUUAGCACUGAUCAAUGGGAUCCAGUUAUAAUACAUUUAGUGGUGUCUAAAUUGGAUCACGAGUCACUAAGACAGUGGGAGACUUAUGUAAGUUCAACUACAGAUGAUUUACCCAAAUGGUCUCAAUUGGAACAAUUUAUCGAAACACGAUUCAGAACUUUAGAAUUGCUUGAAACUGGUAAGCAAAUGAGUAAAACCACGAUUCAAUCAAGAUCCUCACAUCAACCGGUAAAGACUAAGUCAUUUCAUACAGCACUUGAAGUAAAAAAUACUUCACCUGAGGCGACAUGUGCAAUGUGUAAUGGUCCACAUUUUGUCUAUCACUGUGUCCAGUUUAAGAAACAACCAAUUUUAAAGAGGCAGAAUAUAGCACAGGCAAAAAGACUUUGCUUUAAUUGUCUGGCGCCAACACAUUCUGUGUAUAAAUGUCAUCAAAACACUUCAUGCCAUAAGUGUGGCAAAAAGCAUCACACUUUGCUUCACUUUGAGAAGGAAGACAAAGAGGCCUAUUACACUCUGAGACAAACCGAACAAAAUAAAGGAGAAACUGAACAACGAGACCGAGAAACGACUUCAGAGACGAACGUAGUAGCAAAUUUUUCAAGAGGAGAUAUAAAAACAUAUAACGUGUUACUAGCAAUAGCAGUUGUAAAAUCUAAAUCUAAAAAUGGUUGUUUCGUCAUCAGAGCAUUACUUGAUCAAGGCUCUCAAGCCUCUUUUGUCAGGGAACAUAUUGUGCAAUUGUUGGGUCUUAAACGUACAAAUGUGAAUGGUAAGGUGUCUUGUUUGGGAGACGGUCAUCUUAAUAUUAAGCAUGCAGUAAAUGUAGAAAUUGAAUCGCGUUAUGAACCUGUUGGAAAUGUUUGUGUAAAUGCUUAUGUAUUAAAGUCACUAACGUCAUUGUUGCCGAGCCGUGAAGUUCGUAUACCUGACUGGCUUGAGCUAAAAUCGCUACCGUUUGCAGAUCCAGAAUUUUCAUCACCAGGUAAAGUUGAUAUAUUACUUGGCGCUGACGUGUAUGGAGAAAUUUUGCAGAAUGGAGUGAAGAAGAGUCCGCGUGGGAAUUUACUAGCACAAAAUACUUUAUUCGGGUGGGUUUUGUCGGGAAAAAUAGAACAAGAGUCGGUAAAAGAGAAUGUUUUAAACUUACAUGUACAAGUAAAAGAAGACGAAUUAUUGAAAAAAUUUUGGGAGAUAGAAAAUGAGCCGAACAGUAUCGAGAAAAGAUUAACAGAUGAAAAAAAACUAUGUGAGAAAUUGUACGAAGAAACUACUUUAAGACGAGAAGAUGGAAAAUUUGUUGUCAAAUUACCGUUUAAAACAAAUAAUCCACAAUGUCAGUAUGGUCAGUCAUGUGAUAUAGCUAGACUUUACGACCCUAUUGGUUGGAUUUCUCCAGUAGUAAUUACAGCGAAAAUUUUCAUUCAAAAAUUGUGGAAAGAGCAUCUUGAGUGGGACGAUGAAUUACCCAAAAAACUAUUAUUAGAGUGGCUACACUACAAGGAUGAGUUGCGUAAUAUUAAGAAUAUUUUAAUACCACGGUGGCUUGGAUGUACCAAAAAAUGUAAACUGGAACUUCAUGCGUUUUCCGAUGCAUCACAUAUGGCAUAUGCAGCUGUAGUUUGUUUGAGAGUUAUAGAUGAACACAACAACGUAUAUGUAUGA